UGCAGACGGGACCUGGAUCGCACCCGCGAGAUGGCGGCGGCGGCGGCGGCCGUGAGCAGCGCCAAGCGGAGCCUGCGGGCCGAGCUGAAGCGGCGUCUGCGGGCGCUGAGCGCCGAGGAGCGGCUGCGCCAGUCCCGCCUCUUGGCCCAGAAGGUGUUUACCCAUAGUCAAUAUCAAAAGUCCAAAAGAAUCUCCAUCUUUCUGAGCAUGCAAGAUGAAAUUGAGACAGAAGAGAUCAUCAAGGACAUUUUCCAACAAGGCAAAACCUGCUUUAUCCCACGGUACCAGUUCCAGAGCAAUCACAUGGAUAUGGUGAAAUUAGCAUCGCCUGAGGAAAUCUCUUCACUUCCCAAAACAUCCUGGAAUAUUCAUCAGCCCAGUGAGGUCGAGGUUCGGGAGGAGGCCUUGUCCACAGGGGGACUUGAUCUCAUCUUCAUGCCGGGUCUUGGGUUUGACAAACACGGCAACCGUUUGGGGCGGGGCAAGGGCUACUACGAUGCCUACCUGAAGCGCUGUCUGCAGUCCCAGGAUGUGAGGCCCUACACCCUGGCCUUGGCUUUCAAAGAGCAGAUUUGCCUUCAGGUCCCUGUGGAUGAAAAUGACAUGAAGGUAGAUGAAGUGCUUUACGAAGACUCCUCAGCAUCUUAAAUCCUGAUGACCACAGCCAAAUAAUCAAGGUUUUGUGCCAGAGAAAAGCCAAACGUGUAUUUUCCCUUGUCAGAAAUUAGUGGAAAUUGCACAAUAAUGUGAAUAUGGGCUGUAGUGUUUUCAGUGUAAUUGUUAGAUACCGAACAUGAAACCAUUUUAAAAAAUCAAUAGCAGUGUGUGUAAUAGAACAUUAAUUAAAACGGAGGCUAUCACCAUAUGAUUUUCAGCUUAACUUUCUGUCCCAGGUUGAUCUUUCUGUUUUAUAGUUUAAGUUAAAUAUUUAUGAGGCACUAUGCUCCAACUCAGAGCGUGAGGGGAAAAUAAACUCAUCUGUAGUGGACACUUUCAUUAAGUCCUGUCAUGGGCCUGGGUCAGUCUGGCAUGCAUAUGGAGAUUCAGCAAUUAUUAAAUGAUUUAUUGGUGUUUGCUUUGUGUACAAAGUUCUCCAAGAAUAUUAUACCCUUUCAUCAUGGCUUCACUUGCUCAACCUGAAAUUUUAUGUCUGACAGUUUGGAGCUUUUGAUGGUUAAAGGACUGAAACCUUUUCUGAUUUAAAUAUUUUAAUUUCGGCCGAUUUGUUUCCAUCUCUGCUGUUCUGUGUGUCAGUCACUUACGAGUUUAAGAUCUGAUAUCCUGUAAGUUAGAAAUUAUUUCUGUUUAUGGGUGGUAUCUGCUUUGGAAAUGAAAUUUGGGCUGAAGGUUGGCAGAUGCCAUCACAGCCAGGGAAAGGGAAUUUUGUGGGGGGAAGAUUUGGUUAUAACCAGAGACCCAGGGGGCUUCCUGGGUCCUGCUCUCUCACUCACACCCCACAUCCUGCCUCUCACCAGGUCCUGUUGAUUCUGCUUCUGGAAACCCUCUUAUAUCUGUUCCCUUCUCUCCUCGCCCUGUCGUGCCUUUUGUCCAGUCUCUCAGCAUCUCUAAGCUGAACUGGUCAAGAGCCUCAGCCGUGGCUUCCUUGCCUUCAGUCUGGUCCUCUUCAUUUUAUUUCUCAAACUACAGUCAAAGUGAUCUUAUCAAACAUGAACCUGAUCAUGAAGGACCCCUACUUGUCUCUUUCUAGCCUCUCUUCUCCCCGUAUUCUUCUUCUGUACAACUUAUGCAAACGUUCACAUAGCUCCCUAAACACUGCCAGCUGCUUCUGCCCUUUGUGCCUUGUAAGUGUGCUUUUCCUCUGGCUGCAGUGCUCUUUCCUCUUUUGUUCAUUUGGAAGACUCCUGUUUAUCCUUCAAGACUCAGCUCCAAUGUCACCUCUUCUGUGAAGUCUUCCUGUGUUCCUUCACUUGUUUAAGUGGCCCUGGUCAUUGUCCUCCUUAUCACAUUGUCCUACAUGUCAAAUAUUAAUGGCCAUGUCUACCCUUUCACCAGACUGUGAGUGCCAAAGAACAGGGAUAAUCUUUAUACUUCCCCCUUUCGGUAGACACACAGACAAUGGUGGGUGUUAGAUAAUUUUUUAAAAAAUCCAAGGUACUAGAAUUUAUUAGAUUGCUAAUUGUAAUUUAUAUUGACAUAAAAUAUUUAGGCUAGAAAUUAAUACUUGUUAGUUUGGAGGAAAGACUUUACUUCUUCGGCAUUGUUUUCGACUCCAGAAACAUAUUUUCUAGUUUGUGAAGAAACAAUUUAUUUAGUGACCUGUGUCUCUCCUCAUUUGAUACUCUCAUCCACAUGAACAAAUCGGUUUUCUAGAACUGGCCAGCAUAAGCGCUACAUGUGGCCGUUGAACUCUGGACGUGUGGCCAGUCUGAAUGGAGAAGUGCUGAUUCAGAUUUUGACUAUCUAGUAUGACAAUGAGAAUUUUUUUUGAAUGAGUUAGUUGAAUACAUUCAGAUGUGUUUCAUUUGAAACACGCAUCCCUGUUCAUAAUACCAUAUGAUUUGGUGUUUUAUGCACAAAAGUAAAAACACUUAAAAAAUGUCAAUUGGGCUAAAAUCAAAUGUUCACAAUAUAGUAUAUACAGUAUAUACAGUGAGAAAUGGGAGGGAGACAGAAUUUCUACAAGCUGUGAAACCACAUUACCGUACUGGUGAGAAAUCUUAAGGGUAACUUCAACCAUAAGGUUAAGGUGAAAGUUAACAUAGCUGACAUGGCUGUUGGUCUGAAGUGGUUAAACAGUAAAAUUCCUGGACGGCUGCAGGUCUGGAAACUUUAGAACUUUAACACGUUAGAACUUAAUCUGUGUUGUUCUUCUGGCAAAGGAGAGCAUUGAAAAGCCCCUCCCCAGCUCCUCAAGUGCAAACAGAACACAAAAUCAACUGGCCAGAAGACCCAGGGGCUGAGAUUCAGGAAAGCCCGAGGGCUGCAGGGUCCCUUGCCUGGAAAGAGGACCUUUCCCUAGUGACCAUUAAUGGGCAGUGGUCAUUGCGCAGAGGGUAUAGGAAAGGGGAAAAAGCCCUGACGGUGCAGGUGAUGAUGACACAAGCAGAGGCUGAGAACAAGGCCUCAAAUUCAGGAAGAAAGCCAACAUGAAAGAAGAAUGAUGAUAGUCUUAGGUGAGGGGACAGUCCAGGCAGAAGAGAAAGAGCAACAAGAUCUGAACAGAACAAUCCUUAUUAUUGGAGAAUUGGAAAUAUAUGUAUGUCUAUAAUUGCCUAUUCUAUAGAACUGUGCUUAAUUUAACCAGAAAGUAAACCAUUAACUUCAGUUCAUCUAACAGAUAUCAGCAAGAACAGUACACUAAUUACAGAAUUCUACUAAGUAAGAGAUGGAUAACUGUGUCUUAUGUCUAGGCGUGGGUGACAUGGUGCAGAAGCUUAUUGGUUUCUGGUCCCAGUUCUUUUUUUGUUUUUUUUUCCUUUCAGAGAUCAUUGAAAUUCAGUUAAUCACAUUGCAUUUAGUCAUAAGUUAAUAUGCUUAUUUCCUGCACUUGCCUGUCACCUCCUCAAAGGAAGAUUUUCUGCCAAGUUCAUGGUUUACUCCAGUACCUAUCACAGUCCCUAGCACAAAAUAAAUGGCCUAUAAAUCCUUGAUGAAGGAAUGAACCAAUGUGUUUGUUGCCCUGAGUGCGUGGUGACCUUGCCGGUUUUUACGUUGGUUGCUAUUUGCUGCUGAGAUUCUCUCCUUUCAGCAUCAUCUCAGGGUUGGAUUAUUCUGGAACACAUUUUCUAUUACUGCAGUUGCAAUUCUUUCCUUGGCCAGUCCAUAUGUGUGUGUUGCAUUAUCUGUGCUGUUUGGCCUUGUUAAUACAUUUCUUCUUUGCAUCUUUAUGGUCAUCUUUCCUCCUAUGUCCAGGCAGUCUUAGGCCUCCUGCCCUGUAAGGGUGAUCUCUAAUCCCUGCAAGCCCCUGCCCCAAAUAUAUGUUUAUUUAUGUGCUUAAAAAUAAGUGGAGAGAUGUUCAAAAUGGCGGAGGACUGAGAUGUGGAGAUCACCUUCCUCCUCAUAAAUACAUCAAAAAUA
Aethalodelphis obliquidens (Pacific white-sided dolphin) is the source of this 4038-nucleotide messenger RNA. It is a transcript of the gene MTHFS, whose product is annotated as methenyltetrahydrofolate synthetase. The transcript is spliced from 3 exons. Gene Ontology annotation, cellular component: mitochondrion. The record is from RefSeq and is a predicted model, not a curated record. Gene Ontology annotation, molecular function: 5-formyltetrahydrofolate cyclo-ligase activity. Lineage: Eukaryota; Metazoa; Chordata; Mammalia; Artiodactyla; Delphinidae. Bases 31 to 648 code for a protein of 205 amino acids. Gene Ontology annotation, biological process: folic acid-containing compound biosynthetic process; tetrahydrofolate interconversion.